AUGGAGACUUAUCAACAUUAUUAUGAAACUUCACUCAAGAAAUUCAUAAAUAACAAAUCAUUCCUAUAUAUAUAUCCAACCAUUUUCAUAGUUGGUGUUGUUAUCAGUACGAUUAUACCUUCUAGAUUAUUUGAUGUUUUAAAAGAUAAUUGGUGGUUAGUAUCUUCUGAUAAUUUCCUUAAUAAAAACUUUGCGUAUAAGGGGAAUCACAUAUUUGCCAUCAUAUUCACCGGUGUUUUUGGGAUUAACCUGUUACAAGAAUUAAAAGUUCAAUCAACAAAUGGGGAGAAAUCAGAAGGUGAUGAUGCUAUUGUUAAAUUAUCAUGGCAAAAAUUCAAACAUUUUACAAUCAAAUUCUCAAUGAAGAUUGUGGUAUUGUUUUUGUUGUUCUAUAUUAUUGAUCAUAUUUUCUUGAUGACUGGUGGAAGUUGUGUUAUUGAUAAAGCUGUUGCUAAUAUAUUGGCUAAAUCAAGUAAGACUUUAGAACAAUGCACAGAAUAUAAUGGGACUUGGGUCAGAUUAGAAGAGGGGUUCUGUUUAAUAACACCGGCUCAAUUGAGUAGAAAGAUAUCAUCUGCUCAAAUAUGUUAUAAAUAUGGUGAAUGGGAAGGUGGAUUUGAUAUUUCUGGACAUUUUUGCUUUAUAACUACUUUAAGUUUGAUCUUGUGGUAUGAAUUAUACGAGUUUGAAGAAAGUUAUUUCCAUAAUAAUGAUGUUGAAUCUCAAAAAGUUGAAUUAGUGGAUUCUUCAUCUUGGUUAGAUCUCACAGUCACUAAUGUUGUUAGAUGGUCUGUUUUAAUCUGUUUAGGUAUUUGGCUGGAAAUUUUGUUAAUUACUGCGGUUUUUUAUCAUACAUUUUUAGAAAAAUUGUUAGGUUUAGCAUUAGGUUAUGUGGGUCCAUUGUUUUUUAUCAUAUCAUACCAAGAAUUAAACCAUUAA
This is a messenger RNA of Hansenula anomala, 939 nucleotides long. RefSeq lists its product as uncharacterized. The record is from RefSeq and is a predicted model, not a curated record. Gene Ontology annotation, biological process: phospholipid biosynthetic process; lipid storage; lipid droplet organization. Gene Ontology annotation, cellular component: endoplasmic reticulum membrane. Bases 1 to 939 code for a protein of 312 amino acids. NCBI's taxonomy places the organism in Eukaryota, Fungi, Ascomycota, Saccharomycetes, Phaffomycetales, Wickerhamomycetaceae. The transcript has a single exon.